CUAAAUCAGAAAAGCGUCAUCUAUUACUGAUGCGCAAUUACAACUAGAUACUAUAUAUAUUUAAUAACUGUUGAUUGUGAUGAGAUAUGGAUGAGAUUGAGACUACGGCCAUGUAAACAGGUCUUGGUAUUCAGUAGGGAAACCGUCCGAAAUUUGAGUCAUGCAAAAUUAACAUGGAAGACAACAAAGUUCACGUUUUUACGAGCCAGACAGAGAUGAGUAGAGCGCCUCUGCCUCUGUGUGAGACAUUCAUAGCACGUUAACAUGCGCAGAACAUGAAUCUUCUUGUCUUCCAUGUUGCUUUUUUAUGACUCAAUUUUCGAACGGUUUCUACUAUGCUUUCGAUAUAUAAGUGUCUAAUCCAAAUGUUGAGAUUUGUGUAUAUGACCGUGGAUAAGACUAUGGUAUUUGGGUUAGAUAUUUCUCGUAAUUUAUUUAUUUGCAGUUAAUAUCUCGAAUAUUUAUACUUAUCGUUCAUGAUUAAAAACUAGUGUGGGAUGUAGUCAUAUAAAAUGUGUACUAAUUAAAAGAGUAACAUUUAAUCAUUAAUAAGGGUCCUGAAGAAUUGCAAUUUCAAGUCUGAUUCAAAAUGGUCUGUGAAAAAUGUGAAAAAAAAUUAGGAAAAGUCAUAACUCCAGAUCCUUGGAAAAGUGGUGCACGGAAUACAGUAGAAAGUGGGGGACGUAAAGUUGGAGAAAAUAAAGCACUUUCUGCAGGGAAGGCAAGAUUUAAUCCCUAUACUGUUACCUUUGAAACUUGCAGAAUAUGUAGACAGAAAGUACAUCAAGUUGGAUCACAUUAUUGUCAAUCAUGUGCAUAUAAAAAGGCUAUAUGUGCAAUGUGUGGUAAAAAGCUAAUGAGUACAAAGAACUAUAAACAGUCUGCUACUUAAAUAUUAAACUUAAUGGAUGCGUUUGUAAAUUUACAUUAUGUUAGAUUUAGAUAGGUAUA
Messenger RNA from Bombus pascuorum, 951 nucleotides. RefSeq names its product cysteine-rich PDZ-binding protein. Gene Ontology annotation, molecular function: PDZ domain binding; microtubule binding. The transcript is spliced from 2 exons. Gene Ontology annotation, biological process: cytoplasmic microtubule organization. Lineage: Eukaryota; Metazoa; Arthropoda; Insecta; Hymenoptera; Apidae. Gene Ontology annotation, cellular component: dendrite. The record is from RefSeq and is a predicted model, not a curated record. The coding region runs from base 590 to 892 and encodes 100 amino acids.